CCGACCGCGGUCACAUCAUUUCUUCACCUCAACUAAUUUAACCGAAACUUUUCCAACCCAAAAUGACCAUAAAGCCCCUCUUCUCUUUUUAAUACUACUACUCCUAACAGAAAGGCUCACUGGCCGAGACAAACUCCUCUCACCCACCAUCACCGACCUGUCACGCAGAAAACUCUCUGCCUCACGCCACAUUCCAAUCAAAUUCAUUACACCUCCUCACUUUCCCUCCAUUCAUAACCCAUGCCGUGAUUCACACACCAUCACCCCAUUUAUGUCAUUUACCAUUUUGCCACUCUUCUUCAUUUCUUACCCCCGCUUUCUACUCUCAUUUUUCUAUUACAAGGUUGGGGUUUAAGCAGUUUUCAGUGAAGUGUGAUUAUGAUGGAUGGGCGGCGGCAUUCUGUUGAUAUACCGAUUUCUAAGGCUCUUGUGGCAUUGAGGAGAGUGAGGUCAUUGAGGGAUCCAUCAACUAAUUCUAUGAUCAAACAUUCUUCUCUGAUGGAGAACUUACAUUGGGAUAACCGUUCCGGCAAUGGGAUUUCUCUGCUGUUUCCGGAUGAUGUUCGCGUUUGUGAUUCUGAUGAUAGCCUUGCUUUUAGAACAAGGAAUUUAGGUUUUGAGGGGCAAAGAGAGAUGGGUACUGCUACUGGUUUUGAAUUGCAUAAUGGUCUGUUGAAUUCGCGGCUGAAUUGUUCGGGUGUUUAUGGAAAUAAAUCGCCUAAUGAAAGCUGUGGUAGUAACCAUGGUGGUAAAGGAUUGGGUAUGAAUGAUUUCGAGGAUGGCGAAUUAGGCUUUAGAGCAACGGGUAGAUCAUCUAAAUUAGGGAGAAUAGAUCGCAGUAAGUCGGCUAAAAGGCUGUUACGCAAGAAUCAAGUUAAACCAUCUGAUGUAAUGGGAGAUAUUGCUAGCCAUUUGAGCAGUCCAUGCCGCUCUGUUCGUGAUGCUUUAUUGCCCCAUGGUUCCUUGGCGUAUAUAAAUCGAGAUUUUGAUGUUCAAGAUAAUAGUGAUAAUGGAUGUGGAUUGAGUUAUUGUUGGUCAAAGUCACCAAGGUUUGUAGAGUCGGAUAUUUAUUGUGAGACAGAAGAUCGUCCCUUGAUAUUGCACUGUGUGGAGGACAUAGAACUUCAUGAACAUAAAAGUGCCGGACAGAGUUAUGGCGAAGAAAGUCCAAAUUUGGAAACACCUAGAAUGUUAUCUAUGAAAUUCAGGCCUAAAUUGUUUGGUGAUUUGGUGGGACAAGAUGUGGUUGUUAGGUCUCUUUUGGGUGCUAUUUCUAGUGGAAGGAUAACAUCGUUUUACCUUUUCCAUGGUCCACGCGGUACGGGCAAGACAUCUGCGUCAAGAAUAUUUGCUUCGGCGCUGAAUUGCCUUGCUGUUGGGGAGCAAAGACCAUGUGGUCUGUGUAGAGAAUGUGUUCUAUUCUUUUCUGGAAGAAGUAAAGAUGUUAAGGUAGUUGAUUCUGUGAAAAUCAAUCAAACGGACCAGGUUAAAUCUCUUGUUAAGAAUGCGUGUUCUCCUCCGGUUAAUUCACGUUUUAAGAUUUUCAUUAUCGACGAGUGCCAGUUAUUGAACGAGGAAACGUGGGCUUGCCUUUCAAAUAACCUAGAGAACAUUUCUCAACAUGUGGUUUUUGUGAUGAUCACUCCUGAUUUGGAUAAGCUUCCUCAAAGUGCAGUUUCCCGGGCUCAGAGGUAUUACUUUCCAAAGGUUAAAGACGCUGAUAUUGCACGCCGAUUAGAAAAAAUUUGUGCCGAAGAAGUUCUUGAUUAUGAACAACCUGCUUUGGACCUUAUUGCUGCAAAAUCCUGUGGUUCUGUUAGGGAUGCAGAAAUUAUGCUUGAUCAGCUAAGUUUGCUUGGUAAAAAGAUUAACGUUUCUUUAGUUUAUGAGCUUACCGGAAUUGUUUCGGAUGAUGAAUUGUUUGAUUUGCUAGAUUUGGCCCUAUCACCUGACACCACAAAUACAGUUAUAAGAGCUCGUGAGCUGAUGAGAUCGAGGAUAGAUCCUAUGCAACUUGUAUCACAGUUGGCAAAUCUCGUUAUGGACAUCCUUGCGGGGAAAUGUGAUUAUGAAGCCAGAAGUAGAUUUUCUAGUAGAUACACAUCGGAAGCAGACCUUCAGAAACUAAGCCAUGCAUUGAGAAUACUCUCCGAGGCCGAGAAACAAUUAAGAAUUUCAAAAAAUCAAACGACAUGGUUCACUGUAGCUCUUCUACAGUUAAGCUCGAUUGAUUAUCCUUCCACAAAUGCAGAUGGUACCAAGUUGCUUCUGAGAGGGCAGAGUUUGGAACACCUUGCUUCAGGUGGUUGUGAAAACAAGUCAUUUAGAUUAGUGGCGCACGAGGAUCACGAAGGAACACUCGAUUCGAUAUGGUAUAAAGCUACCGGGACAUGUCAAUCUAGUCAGCUCAAAACUUUUCUCAGAAAGAAGGGAAAGUUGUCUUCACUUCAUGUUGAUCAAUCUACUUCUUGUCUUGGUAUUGCAGAGUUGGAAUUCGGCCAUCGGCGCCAUGUAUCCAAGGCUGAGAAGUCAUGGAAAUCGAUAGCAAGUUCCUUGCAACGCAUAUUGGGUUGUAACAUUGAGUUGAGGAUCACUCAUGUACCUCAUACUUCUAAUUCACCGAAGAGGUUAUCUUUCAACAUGUUUAGUUGUUCGCGCAAAAUACAACAGAAAUCAUCCUCGUCCAAUGAACAAGAAAGUGAAAUAGACUAUGCUGACUACACUUCUCAAAAAUCAAUGAUGAAGAAUACAACUCUAUCUUCUUCCUCUGACUGUGGAUCCCAGGAGCCACCUCUGAAGUCAUAUGAAGGAAUGGAUGUUAUAACGACUCUGAGGAGUUGUGAGGGCAACUUGCUCAGUUCAAGAGAAAGAUUUUCGAAUCGGUCUUCUCUAGAAACUAUGGUAGCAUCAUGUUCUAGAGUUGAUUCGUACAAUGAAGAUGGACACAAUGGUGCGUGUUUAGUUCCAUCAGUUCCCAAUUCAGAUAAUCAGGCUAACUGUUUUCCUCAAACUCUAUGGUUUCAAAAGAAGUUCCGAGUUUUAGGAACCACUUGAUGUCAGAAGUGACUUCCAAACUGAAGUUGUCUUUUCAGAGUAUCUAAGGUCAAAUACUAAAACGGAGAUUUAUGCCAAAUUUUGAAAAGUUGUCAAGUAACCGAGAAUCAUACGCACUAAACUAAGUGCGCAUGUUUGAUAUUUAGGUGGGUUUUGCCGAUAUCACAAUGAGCGCCGCCGCCAUGAUUCCAAAUAUGCACUAAAUGUGUUGAUCUACAUUGUUGGACCACAGGUUCAUAACUUAUUUCAUGGAGAAAUAAAGGUAGCUGCAUAUGUGGUUCCUUUGCCUGACUUUUAAAUGGAGCAAAACAAAUUGUUUUUCUUUUUUGGUACAAAACUUGUAUCAAAAGAUUAGUGUCUUGUCCCCUACUAGAGAAGGAUAGUGACCUUGCAUAAACUGUGGUAGUUGUAUUGAUGUUAUACUUAUUGUCGGGUAACAAAAUUGAAGUCUUCCUUUAAUAUCUUUUGGGAGGUUAGAUCCCAGUUUGCACUCUA
This is a messenger RNA of Lathyrus oleraceus (garden pea), 3549 nucleotides long. RefSeq names its product protein STICHEL-like 2. The transcript has 6 exons. NCBI's taxonomy places the organism in Eukaryota, Viridiplantae, Streptophyta, Magnoliopsida, Fabales, Fabaceae. Gene Ontology annotation, molecular function: DNA-directed DNA polymerase activity; DNA clamp loader activity; ATP binding. Gene Ontology annotation, biological process: DNA repair; DNA-templated DNA replication. The coding region runs from base 379 to 3054 and encodes 891 amino acids. Gene Ontology annotation, cellular component: DNA polymerase III complex; DNA replication factor C complex. The record is from RefSeq and is a predicted model, not a curated record.